UAUAUGCCACACUUUCUACAAAAUGUGGACUUGUCAAACAGCUGGUUGUAAAAUUUGUGAAAUUUUCGAUUCUUUCAAUUUUAUUUGUUUACAAAAUGGAACCAAAGAAAAUAUCAUUUGGUUUUACUAAAGUCGAUAAAAAACUGAAUUUAUUGCCGAAGACAAAUGCUUCCAAAAGUGGAACGAAAGUGGAAUUAAUUAAAUGCUUGGAAGACCAACAAAUCAAAUUGAUAGAAAAAAAACAGAAAGAGGCGCCUUUAAUUAUCCCCGUAAAAGGGAAUGAAAUCAACAUUAAGGCUUUGGCGAGUUUAAAGAGGAGAAGAGCCGUCUUGUUAGGUGAACAAGAUGUAGAAGAUCGUAUAAAUGGUGACAUUAACAAUAGCUUAAAUCAUGAAAAUCACGACAAGGAAACACUUGAGCAAAGGGCUGCCCGUGAGCUCUUGGAAGGAGUUCAGGGGAACGGUUUUCAGAACAUUGCUUCUAACUUAAUUUUGCCUAUAGUAAAAUCUGAAGAAUUACCUUUGGACGGGGCCAAAGUAUCUACUUUGGACGAUUAUGAGUCAGUACCUAUACAGGAAUUUGGCAAAGCGAUGCUUAGAGGUAUGGGUUGGGUAGAACCCUUUAAACUCGUCGUAAAUAAAUCGAUUUCAGAAGAAAUACAACGGGUAAGACCUAAAGGUAUGGGCUUAGGUGUGGAUAAAGUCCUCAAACCCAAGCCUUUAUUAAUUCCACCAGAGAGCAAUGAAGUGUUAGAAAUAAAGCGCAAUGCCUUUGUACGUAUUUUGGGCGGCAAACACAAAGAUCUCUAUGGCCAAAUAGAAGGAUUUGACGAUCAUGCAGGUCGAAUUAUAGUCAAAAUGGCUGUAGGCGGUCUUAUUGAGGCAUUUAAUGAAUUUUUAUGUCAGCCAGUGUCGCGUAAAGAAUACGCACAAUAUGGCAAAUACAUCAAUAAUGCAGAAUUUCAAAAAUAUAAGCGCACAGAAGCUGCGGUCCGGCCAGAAAAAAGGCGUGAAGGAGAAUGGGUACAUAACCAAGGUCGCUGGAAAUCACUAUCCUCUUCACAAUGGCAAAGCAAACCUUCCACAACCUCUGAUUCAUCUAACUCUACAAAAACAGAUAGCAACUCGGACUCAGCAUAUGAGCAACAAAAUACAUCUGAUAGUAAACAAAAGAAGAAAAAAAUUAAAAAAUUAAAAAAAAAAAAAAGUAAGCAUAGCAGGAAUAACGAAAUAGAUUCUAACUCGCCGAAUACGGAAAGCGAGCUUGAAGAAGAGGAAAAACGCAAAAAACAUAAGAAGAAAAGCAAAAAAAGCAAAAGACAUCGUGAACGUUCACGUUCCAGAGACAAACAAUAAAUUUUCAAAUAAGUAAAAAAAAUAAUAUAUGACAUACGUUGAGUCUUUUAGGACCCAAUUAAUUGUUUUUCUUCACUAUAUUUCAUAAAUUGUAGAAAUAUUCCUGAACGAGCGACAAUAAGAGUGGGAGUCUUAAGCCUUAAGUUGUUGUUUCCUGUAUUCUUCUCAAGCAUUGUAAAUAUUUUCAAAGCAGAUGCUGGUGGCGUCAGUUAAAGUAACCAACAAAAAGACCUAUUCGAAAAUUUUGCCAAAUGAAGGGGAAAACAGCACGUUUAACAGAGCAAACCUAUCAAUUUUAAAUAUGCCAUGACUAGUAAAUUGACAACGAAUUAAGAUAUAUUUAUUCAUUUUGUCAAAACGAUUGCGACAUCCGGAAAAAAACUUUCCUAUAAUGUAUAUAGAUUCUGAAUCAAUUUGACACUUCCCGUCUGUGUGACGCCUACGGUAAAGAUUCUCUUCGUUGCACGUAUUAGUUUGUCGGCUUUAAAAAAUGGAAAGUUCAUGCAUGUAAAUUGGGCCUAAAAAUGCGCCGCAUUUGUCAAAGGACAUGGCUACAAAGCAAACUAAACUGUCUUCAAAGGCAAAAUAUUUUUUUUUGUGAUGGUCGCUCAAAUACAGCGACAGAAAUUUUCAUAUACUUUCUAUACAAUGAUCGAACCUACAAAAACGGAAAAGCAGUCGCGACGCUUAGUUUUUUCAAUUUUUUUUUAAACGAAAGUGGUAAUUAUAGAAGGUUCGACUAUACCCGAAUAUCAUUUUUGUGCUGAAGGAAAGAAAUUUUAUUCUCAACUUAGAUCCACAUUCAGAUAAGAAAGGCCCAACAAUAGAAAAAAAUAUGCAUAAUACACAUGUAUAUUCAGGUAUUUGGCAAGACUUUUGUCGGAUGUUUUUCGGUCAAAUACGUUUUACCUCUUCCUAGGCAAAAAGGUCUGAACAUCAUGAUCUUCCGACUCUCCUACAUUUCUACAUUAGUAGGUCUCCGCUGGCGUAAAGUCAAUGAAAUAAAAAAGUUGGUAGUGUUUUUAUUUGAGUUAUUUGCGCUUUACUGUUAAACUUACUUUAAACUUUUAUGACAUUUUAUGAUAAAUUCUUAAUUUCUAAUGACUGAAAAGAUCAAACACAAUAAACGAGUUUGUGUGCUGAUGCAUUAUUAAUUUUUUUAUUCAUUAAAAAUGCGUAACUUUUUUUCUAUUUCUGAGAGCACAAAAUCUAAGUCGAAGUAUUUUGUACGCUCUAAAAUAAAUUGUUUUUUCUUUCUCCAAAUUUAUAAAUUUUCUAGUUCAUAUUUUAUUUCCUUUCA
Messenger RNA from Glossina fuscipes, 2655 nucleotides. RefSeq names its product G-patch domain and KOW motifs-containing protein. The transcript is spliced from 3 exons. Gene Ontology annotation, biological process: mRNA splicing, via spliceosome. The record is from RefSeq and is a predicted model, not a curated record. NCBI's taxonomy places the organism in Eukaryota, Metazoa, Arthropoda, Insecta, Diptera, Glossinidae. Gene Ontology annotation, cellular component: spliceosomal complex. Bases 96 to 1355 code for a protein of 419 amino acids.